UCGGGAGUGGGGGUCGUCAGUGGGCAGCCGUCGGCGAGAGGUGGCGGUGGUUUUGUAAGGUGAAGAAAAGAGGGGUUAAGUGAGCCGUGCCGGGCCGUAGAAGCGAGCUAGCGGUGGCGCGGCCCGUGCUCGUGCCAUAGGGCCUCUGCCAGGCAUUAGUGCGAUCGUUUACAAGAUGGCAGACGGUCCGUCCGCGGAAGACGCGGCUACCGACCUGGGGGACAGUGAUUCUCGUUUAACAAGGGAGCGACACAAACGCGAGGACGCUUCGUUUUCGAUGACGUCUUUGAGCACGGGUCAGGACAUCGCGAGACGCAUCCACGAAGACGCUUCUGUGCUCGAUGGUCAUCCUCAUCAUCGGCAACAACAUCAACAUCGUCCUCCCCGUCGUAAUUGUCAUACCAAUCCUCAUCUUCCUCGUCGGCAUCUUGGUAACCCUAACAACAACAGCAUCAGCAACAACAACAAUAACAACAACAUCAACAACAGCAGCAAUAACAUCGGUAAUCUAAGCAACAACAAUAAUCAUCAUCAUUACCAGCAUUAUCAUCGUCGGGAGCACGAGGAUGAUCAGGCUGAUGGUAACGAACGCGUUAGUAAAAACGAGAGUGGAAGUGGUGUUGGUGUUGACACGAUGUGCGUUGCUCCGUUUACGUCACCGAGCAGGGAAGACUACGAGGAAAACGACGAUGAUGACGACGACGACGACGACGACGACGACGACGACGAGGACGACGAGGACGAGGACGAGGACGAGGACGACGACGACGACGAUGAUGAGGACGAAGACGAAGAGGAAUAUAACGUGGAAGAGAAUGGAGCGAAGAAGGGUGUAUCGAAAAAGUGUUGCGGCUUGGUUCGAAUCGACGUAAUAAAGACGAAAAAUGUAAUAAAGGUGAAAAACGAAGAGAGCGAUAGCGAUAAUAGUAAUAGUAGCGGUAACGGUAGUGGUAAUAAUAAUGGUAGUAGCAGUGGUUCGGAGGGUGGCGCGAUGACCGGUCACGCGACGCGCGGCGGUGACAAUGUCGGUGGUGGGUGUUCGGUCGGUGACGGUCGACGGUCGAGGUCCGCGGCUUUCUUCGACGCGACGGUGAAUUCUCCGAACGAAAGUGCGAGCAAAAUGAACGAGUGCCGCGUAGAUGACGACAACGACGAGGACGGAGACGGGGACGAGGACGAGCAUCGUCACCACGAGCAUCAGGAGCACGCGUUAGUAGAAAAAGUGAAUCGUCUCGGAUGCGAUAAAAGUAGUAGUAGCAGCGAGGCUGGUAUAGACGAGGAGGACGCCUCCGGAAAAACGACGGACGGUAUCGCUAGUGAUGGUAGUAGUAGUGAUGGUGGUAGUAGUGGUAGUGGUGGUGCUGCUGCCGCUGCUGCUGUUUCUGGUUCUGGUGGUGGUGGUGCUGCUGGUGCCGCUGGUGUUACUGCAAAUGGCCUCGUUGCCGGCAGGCAUCAGGGCAGCCCUUUCAAGGGACAGGUUAGGAUGGCCGAGGACACCCUCGUCGGCCCUUGCGGCAAGAAGCGGUGUGCCGAUCGAUACGACAGCUCCGAGAGUUCUGACAGUGGCGUUGCCGUGUCUUGCGGGGAGUGCAGCAGCAGCGGUACCAGCGAUAUCACGGAACCAGGCUCCCCGUGCAGCACGAGCAGCGACGAGGGGGUAGCGAUACGUGGCGCGUCCGCCAGUCCACUUCCGUCCCUACCCAAGCUGGCGCCGUCCUCGCAGAUCAGUACCAGGCCCCAGUGGCCCUGGACCCCGCCACUGGCGGCCACCGCGUGCUCGACCUACAAGAGGCUGAAGGGCGAGCCCGAAGCUGGCACCCUCCCGAGGUCCGGGGCCGCGGACCCGACCUUCCGAGGCACCAUCAAAUCUACCAGCAAGUCUAACGCCGCCCAUCAUCAUCACGAGUCCCAGGGCAAGAUCACCGAAUACUUCAAGACGCAGAUCAAACCUCAGCAACCCAAGAUCAAGAAGAACAGCGAAACCAUGUCGGUGCUGGUUGCGAAAAGUUCGUCGGAAUUUCGGAGGCCAGCGACGGUGCAAAGGAACAAAAGUGGACUGGCCAAGUAUCUAGGUACUGUGUCGCCAAACGGAAGAACGACCUCGACCAACGAUUGGGAAGUUAGAUCUUUGGCAAUGUCUCCUCCACCUACGAAGAAACCACCGCCGGUGAUCGUACCUAGGGCCAAUGGUAAGAUGGACAAGAAGUUGACGAAGCCGGUGCCCAGCCUACCCAUCUCGAAUGACGUACUGAAGAACAUACCGAGCUGUAAAAUCUCGUCCCUCAGGUUGACGUCGGAAGCAACUUCGAACGCGAAAAGUAGCUCGCCACCCUCGACCCCGGCUCCUGCUCUCAGCAGCGACGCCACGGCUCUCGACUUCAAAGGUUGCAUUCUGUCGAAGCCGCACGUGAACGAGAACAAUAACCUGACGAACGGUUGCGGAAGCAUCCUGGGCUCGCUGAGAUCUCAAAGUAGCCAGGAUCCAUUAACGAGGUUGUCCGUACCGGAGGACACGGACGAUAGCAAGGAGAGACAGGUGAGUCCAGCGGACGAGGACGACGUGGAGGAAGAAGAGGAGGAUUCGAGGAGCAGCGAAUCGAAACCAUCCCUAUCGCCGAUACUCUCUGCCCCGACCACCAUACGAUUUCCCGCCAGAGAACCGGAGAAAGACAGACAACAGGCCACGGAUAGCGGAGUCUGUCGAUGGGACAAGUGCGAGGAGAGCUUCGAAUCGAGCGGAGAACUACUCGAACAUCUGCAGGCAGCGCACAUCAACACGCAAACCGGAGGUGAUAAUUUCGUCUGCCAAUGGCAAGGCUGCAAGGUGCAAGGGAGGAGUUCCUGUUCGCGAAGGUGGCUGGAACGACACGUGUUGUCUCACGGAGGCAACAAGCCCUUCCGGUGUAUAGUCGACGGCUGUGGCAGCAGAUUCAGCUCUCAGACCGCUCUCGAAAGGCACGUGAACGGACACUUCAAUCAACCGGAAACCAGCAACAACAACGCCAGACGAAGCUGUGAAAGCGGAGGAAAACUGGUCAGAAGAAAUGGCAAGAGACUUCGAUACAGGCGACAACCUUGGUCAGCGAGACUCUUCGAUUACUUCGACUCCGGGGUGAUGGAGGGUCUUCAGCACAGGUUACUUCAACUGGCAAAGUCGAGGACGCAAGGUCGUCUCGCGGAGACACCAGGAAAUUCGAUGGCCCUAACUAGUCAAGUAUUAGCUCGAAGAGUAGAAAUGGACGGAAAGACUAGAGUCCUGUUACGGUGGUACCCUCCAGACAUCGAACCAGACGAAUGGGUACUAGAGUCCGAAGUACAAAGCACGAAAAACGUCGAAAUACGAAAAGUGGCGUCGUCUCACCCGGAAGAAGUAAGUUUGGCUCUAUAUUCGGCGGUAAACGGCGGCAUGCCGUCACCGAUACGAGUAAAGCAACGCCGGAAACCGGUCAAGAACUCGUGAUAAUGCCGAUCAUGGUGUUCGAGAACAAGCGUGAUGAAGUAGCAACGAUUAAGCCAGAAAACGAAUACCGACGAGUCCUGUAUCAGGACAGUUAUGCUUUCUGGUCUGGAAAGGUGGAGCCUGACGAGAUUAAUCGGAACCUGAACGUGUCGAGAAGAGGAUCCGGGUAAGACGUCCUCUGACUGCAAGAGGAAACGCACGAUAUGAGCAUAGAUGGAUACGAAAACGUGUCCAUGUAGAAAAGAACCGAUGUUCGUGAAAGAUACUACAUUAUUAUAGAACGAUUCUAUGAAUCUGUGAGCUCUAUGAGCUUGUAUCGCGAGCCAGAACAAUAAAAAAGAGGGAGACGAAUAACAGACAAACAUUAAGAAUGUAGCUAAGAGUACCCACAGGGGAAGGAAAGAGUAAUACAUUCUAAUUUAUAUAGCCUAAAUUGAAACGAUCGUUAGGUGAUAUAUUAGUAGUCGUGGAUAGCGAUGAAAGAUAUUCUUGUUGCCUAUCGAUACCAAAUUUUGAUGAAACGACGUUGGGGUCGAUUCCUGCCACGAGUGCCUGUGAUAACAAAAGCGGUGACACUCGUCGGACUCGGAAGAGCUAGGUUUGGGCCUCAAAAGUGCCUCACCGUGGAAACGUUUUAUAUCGUUGACCGUCUUGCAAGACCAAUGAAAAGACGGCGGAGUUGAAUUAAAAUGAAAAAAUACAAAAAAAGGAAACAAUAACGCAGGAUGGAGACGAGAAUUUUACUUACGACUCAUGCGACGCAUUAACCGUGAGAGAAAAAAGAAAACAAAAAAAAAAAAAAAGAAAAGAAAAAAAGUGAGGAGAAGUAGGAAGAAAAAAAAAAUGCAAACUGUUAGACGUUAGUUAACGAUUGUAAGGAGAUAAUCACUCUGGUGGCCUUAGGAAUCAAUUAAUAUCUAACAACCGGCCCCUUGGCACUUCCGGGCCCCGUUUAAGUACCCCGAGAGAAGUCAGAAGAAAAGAAGAAGGGAUGUGAGGAAGGAAAACGUGAAACGCGGACCUCCUUCGACUUGCCCUCGACCCUCGACCAACUUUCAAAAGGAGAUGUAUCUACCUCGAUCUUCAGCUCGGUAGAAAUUCGUGCAGGCCGCUGUCGUGCGACAUGGGGAAGAUAAAAGAAGGAGGAGGAGAAGGAAGAUAAAGAGGAAGAAGAGGGACGUAAAGGGGGCGUGUACGCGUGGGUGCUGGGUUAUCGGAUAACGAAAUCUUGCGAAAAGACGACAACGGAAAGCAAUGGCCAAGGAAAGAACGUAAAAGGGUGUCAACGGAGAACGAAAGAGGAGAUAGUAAUAAAAAAAUUAAGUCGACGCGAAAGUUAAAACUGCAAAUCGUAGUCGGACGACUGACGAGCCAACGGGGUUUCUAUCGAGAUUUAUCCACUUUUCCCCUUCGAAAGAAAAUAUUGUACAAAAUGAAAUUAAAAUAAGAAACGAGCAAAUAAAGUGAAAUAAAGAAGAAGAAGGUCGAGGCCCGAGGCACGCUCGAGACUUAGAAAGGACGAGUUUGACUCGUUCGUGCCUAGAGCGUGUUCGACUUCUCGUGUACUUCGUCGUCGCCUAUUUUUAUCUUCCUGCUAAGUUACGUGCAGCAUGCCAAUGCGAACCUGUCGCUGCGUGGCGAGACAAAAUCGAACAAUCGUUUCUUUCCAUUUUAAUCCUCUCGUUCUUAUCUUCCGGUGGCCGAGUCGGCGCAAACAGAGAAAAAAUAGAAAGGAAAGAAAAGAAGGAGAUAAAGUGAAGCAGAAAUGUCCGGAUAAUCGAUCAUUUUCAUAACGACUAUCAUUCACCGUUCGUGAAGUUAUCGAGGACCGAUCAAGUACGUUCCACGUACGUACUUUUUGAAACUUUCUCAGUUCCAAGUUUUUACACGGUCGCAACGUUUUUCACCCGAUUCGAGCCGAAAAGGAGAGAACAAGAGAAAAUGGCAAGGAAACACAUUGGAGAAACGAGCCAAGACUUUGCGAUCGACUGUACAGAGCCGUGACAGAAGAUAUAUCAUGGAAUUGCCAGUCGGAAAUACCUGCGACAAAAGUAUAUGUAUAUCUCUGGAAAGAAAGCGGAUAGAAGGAACCAGCUAAUCGGCAGCGAGAGCGAAUGCAUCGUGCUGUACGACCGUAACGAAGAACUGUUACUACUCUGAAUAGAGAUAGAACACGAUGGCUGUGUUACAUUUUCCACAGAGUUACUAAAGGGUUGAGGGAGUAAUAUGAACGUGGAUCUGCGAAACAAAAAUAAGGAGGACUUACGGAACGAAGUGUGUCGGAUCGCUAUUUUCAUAGGUGUAGAUACGCCGAGAUCGUAGAAAUAUAUUUCUCGUAUCGCGCGGAAGAUGUCUGACAUCGUGGGAUGUGAUGCCGCACAUUGUACACAUAUAUACAUAAUUGUAGAGAGUAAAGAGAAUACUUGUAAAUUAAGAGGAGUAACAAGUGGAAGGGGUGAAAAUUCGUGUCGACGACGUGUUGUGUAGCUAGUACGGAAAACGAAAUGGUAAUCGAAUGUAAAAAAAAAAAAAAAAAUAAGCGAGAUGUAAAGGCCUGUAAACGUUCGAAAAGACAACUGGAAUGUAAGGGAGAAACUUGGGACACACACGGACAGAAGCACAUCUACACACACCAGCUAAGAAACACUGCCAAUACAAUACGAUUGUAAUUAAGAACGUUAGGCUAAUUGGUCGAUUUAUUCUUACUAUUAUUAUUACGAUUAACUGUAUAACCCGAUAGAUCUCUAGUUGCCGCGGAUGCAUAAGUGGCGUCCCGGUUGCUCCAGGCGCGUGCGCACGCGAAUUUUCCACCGGACAAAAUAGUUAUCGACGCCCGUUAGUUUCCUUCGUAAAAGUAUCGACGUAUGUAUAUGUAUAUUGGGGAACGUUCGCGCGUGCCAGUAAACGGGACGAUCGCGGAUGAGCGUGUAAAUAGUUAGUUGAAAUUAUCGAUAAAUUGCCUGGUGGUACGGGCCACCACUUCUAUCCCGGAGAUAUCGAACUCGUCGAAAGGGCGAGGCGCAGCCUAUCAGCUUGCGAAUUUCAAACCAUAAAGAGAUUCACCUUUUUGAUCGGAAUUCUCGUGCCGGGACACGCCUCGCGUGUUCAACGAGAAGGACGCCGCGGUGAAUUACGAGAGGGUGGCUGGUCUGGCUCGCGAAAAAUGGGAAACGAUACGAGCUCGAAGAAAAUGGAAACGCGUCACUGCCAAAUAUCGCGCACUGCCAGCCGUUUAAAUACUGCGGUAGUCGUACACCCUUAGAGCCUUAUUUCAUUCGCGGAGCAUCUUGCUUCUAUCUUAUUAGUUUCGAGUUUAGCGCGGAUUAUUGUUUCCUGUACGAGCUUAACCGGUCGCCCUCUAAUCGUUUAUACUUUGGAUUCUCUGUUUUCUUUUUUCUCUUUUUUUUUCUUUCUUUUUUUUUUUCUUUCGAAACGUGCAUCAAGAGAGCGUGUUUACUGCCAGUCUGACGACGACGAUGGACGCGAAACCAAGGCACUGCCAGCGGAACGUAAGACGGAGCAAAUCUGAAUCCCGUAUAACGUAUAUGUAUAUAGGUAUACAUGUAUACAAGCGAGUCAGCGUUGAACCUUAUAUAGAGACGCGGUCGAUUGAUGUCGUUUUGUCGCGCGACUUAUUCUGUCCGUUUUCCUCUUUCAUUUCUCGCCGACACGGUUCGUUUUCCUCGUUACCGUUAAACUUUUCAUUUAUCCCCUGUCGCUUUUGGCAUCUCCCCGCCAGUGCCAUACACGUGUACAACGUGUGCUGCUCGUUCCUUCUAAUUUUUCGUCGUGUUCGUCUCGCGCUCGUCUUCUUCUUCGUGUUCAUGUUUGUGUUCGUGUUUAUUCGACUUAUUUCGUGGCGUGAUCGCGAUUCGAUCGUCGUUCCUCUCGCUCCACUCUCGUCGCGUUUAGAUCUUUAGGAAAGGUAGCUCGAUAACAAAAAACAAAAAAGCUAUUAUCACGAGUGGGACCAAUUUCUCUCGUGCGGGAACUCGUGUUCGUAAUGUUUUCUUUUCUCUAUUAGGAAUCGAGCGUUACGUUUUUUUUUUUUUUUUUUUUUUUAGAGCAUUGUCGUCAAGCGUGUGGGAAUGCGACGGACUGUGUUUAAUCGUACAGAAAUAUCGAAUUAUCGAUUAGGUUUAGAAACGUCAUAGUAACGUUGUUUAGGUAGAAAUUACUAAGUUUACUUAAUACGAUUAGAUGUAAUUGUUCGGUUGCUUAGCGAGGGUGGAUCAGCGGGAGAAUCUUUCGGCCGUUCGAUCACGCUUGAUCUCGUGGCAGUGAACCGUGACGGAAAAUUUAGACCGAUACCGGAAUCUGACUUUUUUUCAAGCUGCCGCAACAAAUUUGUUCAACUGUUUAGAUUGUAAUCGUCAUAGUUCGCUUCGGAAAAGACUGUGCGCAUUUAGUGUUUAGUGUCUAAUUAUCGUAUAAUUUUGUGGAACGGAAAGAAAAAAGAAAAUCGGAUAAGAAAUUUAAAGCUGUGACUGAAAGAUUUUUUUUUUACUAGUUCUUUCAAUGAAUUAUCGUAGCAUAAAUAUUUUCGCUGUUUUCCAUCGUCCACCGAUUGGACCUAAGUGGCGCUAAUUUGAUCAAAAGAUACAAAAAAAAAAAACCCGCGAUUUAGCGAGGAAAGUUCUGUAUCGCGAACUUAAAGGCGGUAAAACAUCAAGACGGAAAGGGGGAAGGACAUAAUUGUUCACGUACCACCAUGUUUGUCGUUCAAAAAAUGAUUUUCGUACAUUUGUCUCUUUUUCAUUUUUUCUUCUCCUUCUUUUCUUUCCUUCGUGGGAAAGAAAUUCAUUCGUUCAUAGCCCUCCUCGUUCGACCUAUCCCCUUCUAAUCCCAUUUCUUUCGUAUUUCUUUUCUUUUUUUUUUUUUAUAUCGAGUUUUUCUUCGCGCUAGCGAUAGUAACUUUUACCCGCGCGAUUCUAUACAUUAGACAGUAAAUGUAUAUUUUAGCGGAUCUUGUAAAGUUUUACAUAAGAUAAUUAGAUAUCCAUUAGUAUUGGAAGCAAGAGUGACUCGGCCUGAAGAAUAGCUACGAAGCACACUUUGUUCGUUUCAAAAGAGAGAAUUUCUCAAUUUCAAAGAGAAUUUCGACGCGGUGUUCGUCGUCGAUCGUAGCUGUUCUCCCGGUUUUGGAUUUUGUACAUGUGUAUGAAAGAUAGAAGAGGAUAGAGUGGUUGUUAGAGUGAAUGAAAGAGAAAGAGAGUGAGAAAGAGAAUGAGAGAGAGAGAGAAAGUACCCGGCUAUAAUUAUAAUAGAUUGUUUAGCACUGUGUAAAUAAGAGACACAAUCGAUUACGAAUGUGAAUCACUUUGGGGCAAAAAAAGAAACCAUAGAGGAAAGAAACGAUGGGCGAAAAAGAGUGAGAGAAAGGGAGGAAGUUAGAGAGGGGAAGAAGAGUGCUGAUAAACGUCUCGUAUUUUUACAAAGAAGAUUAUACGAAAUAAUUUGAAACGAGAACGACGAGAGACGUGUCGUUGGUGGAUUUAUUACAUUUUUUUUUUGCCUUAUAUUUGGUUACGUGGUAUUAAUCGAUGUUUAAAAUAAAAAUCGCUAGCGGUCUAUUCCUUUUCCUUUCUUUUACUUUUUUUUUUUUUUUUUUUUUUUUUCUAAAAUAAGAAAACGGAACCAGGAAGAUCAACGACGAUUGCUCGGAGACAAAGACAUGUGUUCGUUAAAUGUAUUAUAUCACUCAUUCUUUUCUCAUCGAUUCGGCUGUCAAACUCGCAUAUAUUUGAAGCAUUAGACAUAGUGGAUAAGUUUGUAAAAAGAAAAAAAAAUAUGUAACGCGUGAAAUUGAACAGAAAUCUCCAUUCCAAUCGGUUUAUCGUUGACUAACGCGAUACGAUUUAACCCUUGAGUACGAUCUUUCGCGUGAAUCACGAAUUUGUCGAACACCGCGUGAGUUUUCCUCGCACGUUUACGCGCCCAUGCAAUUUCGAUAGGAUUUUAACAGUCGCACAGAUGAAAAAGCAAUACGUAUAAUACGAAUAAUCUCGCUAUGGCAACUAUCAACUUCUAUGAAUGGAACGUACUUAAGAGUUAAAUCGAGUCACUGCGAAUGCUGGUCGUGUCAGUGUUUCGGAACAGAAGCGAGCAACACGCUAUCUAACGAUCCAUUUGUCCUAUCUAUCCAUCGACAACAUAUCGAUUCAGAAUUCUAGUCGUCGAGAUCCUAACGUAAACAUAUUUUCUUUCGAAAUUGCUGCAUCCGAGAAAAACCGCGCGCCUAAAUUCCGAAACGCUUGCACGACCGUGCGUUCAUGUUCGAUAUUAGGACGAAUUUCGCUGUGUUUCUCGAUGAACAACGAGGGAAGGGUUCGGAGCCUCGUUCAUCGUCGACGUGAGAAAGAAACGAAACGACGACUAGUUAAGGUAGAACUUGUCCGAACACGGCUUUCUAGUUUUCACGGCUCUCUCUGAAGCAGCGCUUGCAAACGCUAGAGCGAAUCGCGCGUCCUUCGUAAAAAUACAGCGGGACAUGGCUUGUAAAUGUACAAAAAAAAAAAGAUGAUUACGAAAAUAAAGUAAUAGAAUUAGAAAGAUUAACAGGAAGAAAGGAAGAAGAACGACGUUUUACCAAUGUAAAUAUGAAUCAUUGUCGCGCUUCGAAAUUUUCGUCGAGCGCGCGGCUAGGGAUAGCGUAUUACGAAUAUAGUGUUUGCAUUUAUUAUAAAUUCUAUGUAAAAAUACGACGAGGAAGAAUGGACGUUGGGAGAGAUUGUUUCUUAUAGACCAUAUCGGUAUAUCUAAUAUAGUAUCGACGUUCCUUUUGUAAACCUUUCCAUAUCGUUUGUUCGCAACGAGCUACACCUAUUCCCUAUUUAUCGUACACGAUGUUUAGGUACUCCUGGUAUGCGCACGAUCGUUCCACGUUGUUUCGUUCGGUUUGCCCUCUGUUGGACGCGUAACGCGCUUUUCGACGUUCGUCAUGAGUGCUGCGAUAUCGCUUCGGUUAGAAGAAAAGGCUUGUCUCUUGUAUAAAAGUAGAGGAAUAAUAGCGCAUAGUUUCGAUUAAUACUUGAAAUUCUAGGCUACGUAGAGAACGCGUGUGACGGUCUCGCUUGUCAUCGUGCGUAAAAUAAAGGUAAAAAAGGAGCAAAGAAAGAGUAACGCGAAGAAAUAGAUGAGAUAUUUCAGUCGUGUGUCAUUGAUCGGUAGGGAACCGGGAAUCGGCACCAUCGAAAUACAGUGUCUUUCAACAUUGAAAACUGGAAAGCCCACUCUAAUCGCUUUUACUUGAUCGUUCAUUGCGAGAUAUAUCCGUGCGAAGAGCCGAUCGUUUCUUUAGCGACCUAAUUUUUCCACGAUUCCGAUGAAGUGGCAAUAAAUUGUCAGUAAUUAGGCGGUGCUCCGGGAAACGGUAUAGAGGCGCGAUUGGUAUCGCGAAAAUAUUUGCUGGAUUUUAUACGAUGAAAGAACUAUCGUGACAACCAAGGACAAUCAGUUGCCACUUCGUUGCAUCAAUUGUGUUUCCAGCAUAUACUAUGUAUAACGAUAGUACGAAACACACGGGAAGGAAAAACAAUCGAGGAAAACGAAGGAAAACGAUAAACUAUCGCUUCGCACUGCCAAACGGGGAAGAAAAAUGGGAGCUCAACGUCUCGCGUUCGUUGCGUUGACCGAUCCUGUCGAGCGAUCGUCGAAAGCACCGCGGUGUUCAUUGUAAUCCACAUAGUGGUACCCCAAGAGAAUAAAAUAAAAAAAAAAAAAAUGAGAAAUAAUACGUGUAAGAGGUAAUAUACUUAGAUAAAGCGCACGCGAAGAUUUUUUAAACCCGUAUUAAGCGCGAAAACAGAGAAGAAACUAAGCGUUGAACAGUGCUUUUGACUUUUUGGAUACUUUCAUGUACAAACACGAAUGACGGUUUAUAGCUCAAGGAAAACAUUAAAGAGACAGAUAUUGUAAGAGAGUAAUAAUAAUUCGACGGUUACGAUAUCGUAA
Molecule: messenger RNA, 11413 nt
Organism: Bombus pascuorum
Lineage: Eukaryota; Metazoa; Arthropoda; Insecta; Hymenoptera; Apidae
Gene: jing
Product: dentin sialophosphoprotein
Exons: 9
Coding region: 176-3460 (1094 amino acids)
Biological process (GO): regulation of transcription by RNA polymerase II
Cellular component (GO): ESC/E(Z) complex
Source: RefSeq, a predicted model, not a curated record